This is a messenger RNA of Polychytrium aggregatum, 2977 nucleotides long. RefSeq lists its product as uncharacterized. The coding region runs from base 134 to 2716 and encodes 860 amino acids. Lineage: Eukaryota; Fungi; Chytridiomycota; Chytridiomycetes; Polychytriales. The record is from RefSeq and is a predicted model, not a curated record. The transcript is spliced from 11 exons.
CCGCUCUCUCGGAUUUUCGGUCGCAUCUGUUCUUUCUCCCGGUCCAUCCUCCAAUCCACCCCCCCCAUCACCACCGCCAUCGUCGUCGUCUCGCUGCUGGCCCUCCUUAGCCCUCCUCCGACAUACCGCCGCCAUGUCGAUCCAGGGCGAAGCGACCGCCGUCCCUUCCCUGCGCUCUCGUCCUCCCUCGCUGUCACCAAGCGAGGCACCGUCCCGCCCGUCAACUUUAUUUGAGCUCCUUCGGGUCAAAAAUAUCGGAAAGUUCGGAAGUGUGUGCUUCAUCUAUGGGUCCAUCCUCGGCCCAGGUGUCCCGCAAAUCCAAGCGGCCUUCCAGCAGUAUGGCUGGUUCACCACCACGCUCUUCUUCCUGGCCUUUGCCAUCAUCAGCACCCUUGGCUCUCUGUUCAUUGUCGAGGCCAUGCAGUGCAUCCCCGGCAACCGCCACUUCCAAGGCACGAUCGAGUUUGGGACCCUGAUCAACUUUUACUUUGGCCGGCGCUUCUACAUUGUCGGCCAGUUCUUCCUUCACUGCUCGCUUGUUGCUGCUGGCGCUGUCUCCAUCAUCCAGGCUGUACAGACCAUGGAUUCCAUCAUCGUCGAUAUUUUGCGGUACACCUGUGGCAUUGGAAUCGGCGACGGAACCAAGGGCUGGAUCUGCGUUCCUCGCGAAUUCGCCACACAAGCGACCGAUCAGUACUUUCACUAUGGAAACGAAAUCAUGCUCAUGACCGCCGGCGCUUUGGUGAUGAUGCUGAUCAUUAUUCCGCUGACGCGCCAGCAGCUUAACGAGAAUAUCUACGUCCAGAUUGUCUCGUUCAUCGUCACCAUCGCUGUGUUCUCGUUCUGGGUGGGCAUCUCAAUCCAGAAGCUCGUAACCAGCGGUCCCGAGGCGCCCGUGCCCAUGUUUGGCCCAGUUGUCGAUUUUGGUGGCGCUUUUGGUCCCAUCAUGAUGAACUAUGCCUACAUCACCGUGAUUCCGUCGUGGGUCAACUUGAAGGAUCGGCACAUCAACAUUCAGCGCACGCUGUGGGAAUCGUCCAGCAUGGCUUUCUUUACCUAUUUAUUUGUGGGCUUGAUUCCCGCCCUUGCGUUCCACAUCGACGACAACUCAAACCUGUUGCUUGUGCUGAGCUCAAAGAACAACCUCCUUUACCGCAUCGCUGGAUAUGUCUAUGUCCUGCUCGUGCUCAUCGCCUCGAUCCCGGUCUUUAUGAUCGUCAGCCACCACAACCUAGUGCAGAACAAAGCAGUCUCGCCACUGUUUGGAAAGUUUUUGUCCUUCGCGGUGCCCUGGAUCGUUGCCAUCCCGUGCCUGUCGGGGCCUCUGCUGAUCCGCCUCACCGACUGGUCCGGCUUGGUCUUCAUCGUCAUCACGAACAUGAUCAUUCCAUUUCUGAUCUACCUCCGGGCGGUCAAGUUUAGAAGGGUCUACAACCGCACUCGUGAGCUGUCGCCCCAGCAAAAGGAGCUCUUGCGUGAGAUCCACUGGCCCUCAAAGACAAUCCUCAAGUUCCUCGACCGUCUUCCAUCAGAGUCCCCAGAUGGCAUCGCAAGCAUCGGUCGGACUUUUACUUCCUUCAUGAAACGCACGCUCUCCAAAUCCAAAAAUGCGGACGCUCCGAUCGAGCCAACCGAGCCACCCCAGCCACCCAACGCCGAGCAUCCCUCACCCCGAGCUCCGUAUGUUGCCAGGCAGAAUUCCAAGCCGGGAAGGAAAUCAGGGGCCUCGUUUGAGCUCCCACAGAUGCUCAAACUGCCAUCGCUUGGACCCAGCUUUGACCUGUCGCUCCGCCGGCCGCCAAGCUCGCCAGCAUCCCCAGCGCACACCAUGGCGACCAAUCCCGAUGCAAUCAGCCCCUAUAUCGACGACCACUACUACCAGAACUAUCAUAUUCAUCGUCACUGCUCCCCCCAUGACUGUGACGGAGAGUCGGUCAAUAUCGACGAGAUGCUGGACUUGUUUGGCGAUGUGGUUGACCCCGACCGCGACGAUGACGCCAUUCCAGUGCCGGACCUCUCUCCACCCGCGGUGAUCUCCCAACGCUCGCAUCCGGGCUCGAGCACGCUGCCUUCCUCUGCUGCAUUUCACGACGCCAACCACGCCCGGCCCAACUCUUGCGAAUAUUUGCAGGCCGAUAUUCCAGAGAUCCUCAUAUCCCAAGCCGACGACACUGUCGCUAUCACAACUCCGAUCAUCCUUGUCAACGAUGCCGACAAGCCCAUGCUUGCACAGGAAGCCGUUCUGGUCCAUCCCGAUGCGGUAGCUGCGCCCGAGCAUGAACAGCCCCAGUCGGACUUGUCGGUGCCGCUGACCACGCGUACCGAGUCCAAAAAGUCGACAACAUCGAGUCUCGGCAGCGGCUUGCCGGCGCUCCGGUCGCCGUCCCUGCAGACCACCCCAACUCACGGCAUCCAGCCGAGUUCUCCCCUCGGUCUGUCCAAGCGCGCUUCCGAGUCGUCUCUCAAGCCAAGCGAUGCCUACGAGCUGGUGCGUCAAGUCUCGCAGCCCGCCUCGGUGACGGCGCGGCUGUCCAUCGCCAGCGGAUACUCGCUGCGGCCCGGAAGCCUGCCGAUCCAUCCCGAGUACACGACGCCCGUCUUUCGGGUUCUGCCUCGCAAGUUCCCGAUCCCGGGUGUGUAUGUAGCCUACAUAUCCCUCGUUAUCACCCUCACCGUUACCAUCUGGUCGCUGUAUAAUCUGUCUCGCAAUUUGUGAAUCGGGACGACAGGCCCUGCUUGUCGACACUCCAGGCUGCCAUCGAUGCGUCUGUAUCUACUACAACUACCGCCACCACCAUCGCCACCACCCACACCUAUUCCUCCAUCUUCACCCUGUGGAUAUUUUGUACUAUUUUGUUUACCCACCUAGUAUCCAUAUGCCGCGCCUCUCCAAUAAUCAUGUCCCAGGGGUGUUUGGGAUCGGGUCGCUUCGACCUCGCCCUGCAACUCUCCUAAGAAAUAUAAGCACACCCCCAGA